Molecule: messenger RNA, 3304 nt
Organism: Tarenaya hassleriana
Lineage: Eukaryota; Viridiplantae; Streptophyta; Magnoliopsida; Brassicales; Cleomaceae
Product: protein SMAX1-LIKE 4
Exons: 4
Coding region: 206-3259 (1017 amino acids)
Source: RefSeq, a predicted model, not a curated record
CAUCCAUCCUCCUUGAAACCCUUUCUUCCCAUAUAUACUUGAAAUAUAUACGCUGCUCCAUUUUCUUGUUUCUCAAGCUUUCUUUUCGCUGGAGAGGAAGGUCCAAAGUUUCAACCUUUCGUUUUCUGUUGGGGGUUGGUUGGUGAGAAAACAGGCGAGAAAGAGAGGGAAAAUUUUCAGACCCAGAGAGAAAAUUCUGUUUGUAAUGCGUACAGGGGCUAAUACCGCUCACCAGACACUAACACCAGAGGCUGCUUCAGUUCUGAAGCAAUCUCUUACACUUGCGAGAAGGAGAGGCCAUUCUCAGGUCACUCCUCUUCACGUCGCUUCCACGUUGUUAACUUCGACAAGAUCAAAUCUUUUCAGAAGGGCAUGUCUCAAAUCCCAUCCUUUCACCGGCCUCGGCCGCCAAAUGGCCCACCCUUCUCUCCAGUGUCGUGCCCUCGAGCUCUGUUUCAAUGUCGCCUUGAACAGGCUCCCUACCAACCCGAACCCUCUGUUUCAGACUCAGCCUUCUCUCUCCAAUGCCUUGGUAGCCGCUCUGAAAAGGGCACAGGCCCAUCAGAGGAGAGGCUGUGUAGAGCAGCAGAACCAGCAGAAUCAGCCAUUUUUGGCUGUAAAAGUUGAGUUGGAGCAGCUCGUCGUGUCUAUCCUCGAUGAUCCUAGUGUUAGUAGAGUCAUGAGAGAAGCUGGGCUUUCUAGUGUUGCUGUUAAGAGCAACAUCGAGGAUGAUUCCUCUAUUGUUUCUCCUGCUUUUUACGGUUCCUCUUCUGUUGGUGUCUUUUCUUCUCCUUGUUCUCCUUCUUCAAGUGAAAACAACCAAGGAACCUUAAGCCCUAACCCUAGUAAGAUGUGGCAUAAUCAGUUGAACCCUCAUACUUUUGAGCAGAACCCUUUUUUUCAUUUCCCUAAGAGCAGGAUCUUUGCCACAGACCCAGUUUGUCCCGGGAAAGAAGACGUAAACCCGGUCAUAGAGGUGCUUCUGGGCAAAACUAACACAAAAAAGAAGAACACUGUGAUCGUCGGAGACUCGGUGUCUCUGACAGAAAGCGUGGUUGCAAAACUCUUGGGGAGAAUCGAGAGAGGGGAAGUUCCAGAUGAUUUGAAACAAACCCAUUUCAUAAAGUUUCAGUUUUCACCAGUGGGGUUGAAUUUCAUGAAGAAGGAGGAUAUAGACACACAAGUGAGUGAGCUGAAAAGGAAAGUCGAGUCCUUUACAUCUUGGGGAGGCAAAGGAGUGAUUGUUUGUCUAGGAGACAUAAACUGGGCAACUGGUGGUAACGGUGCUUCGUCUUCGAGUUACAGUGCAGUGGAUCAUUUAGUGGAAGAGAUUGGGAGAUUGGUUUAUGAUUAUAGCAGAUCGGGCAAAAGGAUUUGGCUUCUUGGGACAUCAUCAUAUCAGACAUACAUGAGAUGCCAAAGGAAACAACCUCCACUUGAUGUCCAAUGGGCUCUUCAAGCUGUCUCCAUUCCUUCAGGAGGACUUGCUUUGACACUCCAGUCUUCCAGCACUCACAGUCCAGAGAUGGAUUCUCAAGUGACUGAGAGGAAGCCAUUUGGCGUGAAAGAAGAAAAAGGAGGAGAAGUAGAAGAAGAUAAGCUAAAUUUCUGUGGAGAAUGUGCUUUCAACUACGAAAAGGAAGCAAAAGCCUUUAUAUCAGCUCAACACAAACUUUUGCCUCCUUGGCUGCAACCACAAGGAGACAAUUCCAACCAAAAGUUUCAGGAUGAACUGAAUGGACUAAGGAGGGAAUGGAACAGAUUCUGUCAGGCGCUUCACCACGGCAAAACUAGCUCUUCUUCCUCGGGUUUGCCCCCCUACGUGUGGAGGGCCGGGCAGGGAAGCUGCCUUUUCCCGGAUUCAUCGGCUUCUGUCUCAUUUGCAGAUUCAAGUCUGAAACCGAGCUCCCGUGCGUUGAGUUCCGUGGCUAAAUUCAGACGACAAAACUCAUGUACUAUCGAGUUCAGUUUCGGAAGUGAUCAAGACUGUCCUAAGACUGAUGAGCCAAGAUUAGAUGGAUUCAAGGGAAACGAAGGUGAAGAAACCAAGAUCACUCUUGCUCUCGGCCCUUCUCCCCUCCCAUCUGAUUCAGAGCAAUCGGAGGAAGAAGAAGAAGAAUCAAAGAGGACUGAUAAGAUUACUGAUUUAUCUGAAAAGCUUCACCAGAAUCUUCCAUGGCAAGCGAAUGUUCUUCCUUCGAUUGUUAAAGCUCUGACAGAUUCUGUGCCGAGCAGGAAUGACACUUGGAUUCUGAUUUCUGGAAACGACGGUGCCGGGAAAAGGAGAUUGGCCCUCACAAUUGCUGAAUCUCUUUUCGAAUCGGCAGAUGAGAUGGUGAAGAUCAGCUUGAGAAAGAGAGCAAGCGGAAGCUGCAAAACUCUUGAGAACGCGCUAAAGGAACACAAAAACGCUGUUUUUCUGAUAGAACGGAUCGAUUUGGCGGAUGUCCAGUUCAUGGAAUGCAUCAUAGAUCGGUUCGAGGAUGCGAAAUUCGGAGAUUUGAACAGUCGGCGCCGAGGAAAGAAGGGUCAAGCCAUCUUCAUUCUUACCAAAGAUGAUGAAGAUGACGAUGAUGAAGAAGAAGAAGAAGAAGAAGACUGUUCUCAGAGUGAAAACUCUGUCAUUACAAUGGUGUUGAAGUGUAUCAGUUCGAGUUCUAACACGACCAAUCACAAAAGAAAACCCGAGUUCGAUGUUUCUGCAACAAAUAAACUGAAGAAUCGAAGAACUGGAGAAGAGGACGAGGAAUCAGUUGCUUGCGAGAUAAGCAACAUGAAGAAAGAGUUUUCAAGGCAGCUGAGUUUCGGUUCUAAACUAGAUCUCAACCUGAAGAUCGACGACGAAGAAGGCGAUGAAAGCUCGAGCGAAUCAAAGCAACAGUUUCUAAACUCGAUCCAAAACCGGUUCGAUAUGUCGAAACAUGACGAAGAAAUCACGAAGGUGUUCGUUGAAAGGGUCAGAGAUUCAUGCGAGAUGAUACUUGGAGGGCAAGAAAGGUUAGAUUUCAGUGUGGAAGAGAAGCUGAUGCGGAAGCUUUCCGACAAAUCUGGGUUUUUUCUGAACAGUGUGUCUGAGGAGUGGGCGAGGGAGGUUUUUGAAGAAUGUCUGCUAACGGUCAAAAACGGCGGGAAGGAGGGCAUAAGUGUAAUUAAGCUGUGUUUUGGGGGUAUAGAUGUCAUUGAAGAGGGGGCGGUAUACGAGGAUGGGUUCAUGGGUACAUGUCUACCAAAGAGAAUCCAUGUUUCCCUUGUGGAUUAGCUUUGUCUUUUUUCUCUUUUUUUUUUUUUGUUAUUUGUAAUUUCA